Molecule: messenger RNA, 2898 nt
Organism: Glycine soja
Lineage: Eukaryota; Viridiplantae; Streptophyta; Magnoliopsida; Fabales; Fabaceae
Product: ubinuclein-1-like
Exons: 13
Coding region: 322-2589 (755 amino acids)
Cellular component (GO): nucleus
Source: RefSeq, a predicted model, not a curated record
GUCAAAAUUGCAGUUAAACUUAAAACCCCUCCACAAUCCCUUUUUCUUUUUCCUUUAAUUUUUUCACAAUAUUUUCUUUUAUUUUCUUAUCUCUCUCAUUUUUGAAUCCCGCGCAAUCCCAAUUCACCUCUUCACUCCUUCCUCUUCUCGUUCUCGUUCUCUGUUCUUCAUUUUCAGUUUCUAGGGCUUAUUAUUAUUAUUAUUAUUAUUAUUAUUAUUAUUAUUAUUGUUUCGCUUUCCGCCAUGUUUCUCGCGCCCUAACAAUUUCUCCCCGAAAUCUCGCACCGACGCCCGAGAAACUCGCCAAUCGGCACUGCUCAUAUGGCGGGGGAGGCGGCUCCUCUCGGCGGGGGCGACGAUUCCUCGUCGGCGGCGGCGAGGGCUCCGUCGUCGUUCGUGAAGAAAGGCGACAGGCAAAUGUUCACGGUGGAGCUCCGCCCGGGAGAGACCACCAUAGUGUCGUGGAAGAAGCUCAUGAAGGACGCCAACAAGGUCAACAAUGGAUCCGCUUCCGCACCGGAGCACCGCGCUCCCAAUGCGAACCCUGCGCUCGAGUCCAGAAUCGCUCCGGGACAACCUAUGGAGAUUGAAGAACAGGGUGCACCUCAGACAAACCGUUUCAGUGCUGUAAUAGAGAAGAUUGAACGCCUUUACAUGGGUAAGGACAGCAGUGAUGAGGAGGAUGCACUUGAUGUUCCUGAUGAUCAAUAUGAUACAGACGACUCUUUCAUUGAUGAUGCUGAAUUGGAUGAGUAUUUUGAGGUUGAUAAUUCUUCAAUCAAACAUGAUGGAUUCUUUGUAAAUAGGGGGAAAUUGGAACGCAUAAAUGAACCUCCAGUAUUACCUAUCCAGCAAGCAAAGAAAAGGCGCCGAAAAGAUGUACCGAAGAAUCCUGGAGAACAUAUUGAUAGUCAUGUAUCAAAUAAACAUGUAAAAGUGGGCAAGACUGCUGCUGGAAAGACUGCAUCGUUACCUGUGAAAAAUACGAUUAGUUCCUCCCAUAAUUUGGGUGUACCUGGUGAACAUUAUGAAGACAUGACAUUUCAGAAUCAAUUGGAUGUGUCUGGAAUUAGUUUGAAAAGGAAAACUGCUGACACAAGACCAAUGUUGGAUCCUCCUGUUUGUUCGAAAGUAUCAACUAAUGCUCCUGCUGCUGCAGAAGAUGCUGAAAAACAGAAGACUAGAGUACUUCAAUCUAAGAACACAAGUGAUAAAUAUAAAGAUGCAAGUGGCUUGCUUGAUACUUCUCGUCAGAAGUACCAUGAAAAAAGUGCAUCUGCAAAAUCCAAAUCCCAGCCUGGAAAAAUCUCAAUUAGUGUUGACAAUCUAGAAAAGGCUGGUCGGUCAAAAGAUAAAAAUGACAUCCAUGAACUGCCAGAUCUUAACUUGUAUGUCGGAAAAUCUGCUAUACAAGCACCACUUAUGCAGAAAUCUGAAAAUGUGCUCAAGAAAGAUGGUUCUAGUGCUAGGCCUAAAACUACAACACUUGAGAAAGCUAUUCGAGAGUUGGAGAAGAUAGUUGCAGAAUCAAGGCCGCCAACUAUGGAAAACCAGGAGGUUGAUACCACACCUCAGGGUGUCAAACGGAGAUUGCCUAGAGAAAUAAAGCUGAAACUUGCUAAAGUUGCCAGAUUAGCGCAGGCAAGCCAAGGGAAAGUAUCAAAGGAGUUACUUAACCGUCUUAUGAGUAUUCUUGGGCAUCUGAUUCAGCUCAGAACGCUAAAGAGAAACUUAAAAAUUAUGAUCAGUAUGGGUUUGUCUGCGAAGCAGGAGAAAGAUGUUAGGUUUCAACUGAUAAAGAAGGAAGUUAUUGAGAUGAUUAAGAUGCAGGCCCCAACCAUAGAAUCCAAGCUACAGCAGCAAGCUGCAGCAUCUGGGGAACAAGAAUUAGGUCCUGAUGGGAAACCAAUAACUAAAAAGAAUUUUAGUAUGGACACUGCAUUGGAAGACAAGAUUUGUGAUCUCUAUGACCUCUUUGUUGAUGGGUUAGAUGAAAAUUCGGGUCCGCAAAUCAGAAAGUUGUAUGCUGAGCUUGCAGAGUUAUGGCCAAAUGGUUACAUGGACAACCAUGGGAUCAAGCGUGCAAUUUGCAGGUCAAAAGAGAGGCGCAGAGCACUGUACAGCAGACAUAAGGAUCAGGAGAAAAUCAAGAGGAAAAAGUUGUUGGCACCUCGACCAGAGGAGAAUGUUCAAGUUGAUCCUAGUCCAAUUACUUUGCAACAGCCCUUGCGAGAAAGAUUAGCUACAGACUCUAGUGGUCAUCCUCAUGCUUCAGUAAACAAGACAGUUUCUAAUACAGUCACCACCGCACGGGUUCACAAUCCUGUCAAUGGUCCAAAACAAGAAAAAGCAAAGGGAAGUUCAGGUGGUUCUCUGGAUGAUGUCAAGGGUGCUGAUGGUGUUUUAAUAAAGAAGAAGGUAAAGAGAAAGCUAGAACAGGGUUUGGAAGGAACUCACUUUCGCCCUGAGAAGAUAGGAGCUUCUCUGCAAGGAGAAGAAAAAACAAGAUCCCUAAAGCAGUCUGCAGGUGUUCCCCCGAAAUCAAACCUUCAGCCAACUUCUCUACCUGGUCUUGAGCAGUCAAGCUAACAUGAUAUCAACUAGGAUGUUUACUCAACAGAAUGUAUUUUUCAGUUUUUCCCCCCUAAUUUUUUUUCUUUGGCUCAAUUUCCUCUCCCAAAAUUAAUUCAUAUUCUACUUAUUGUUGCCAUUUUUGUAUAUAGGUAGAUUUGUUGGUUGGUAAGUCAUAUCUGGAUGAUGCUUCUCGCAGGUAGUGGUGCUUCUGCAGUAAGCUUGGAAUUUUGAUGAAACAAAAGUAGUUUUUGAUAAAAACAAACAUAAGUAAUCUCAAAUUAUUAGUGUUUAAUAAAAAAAGUGUCAUCAAAUUAGUCGUCCAAA